This is a messenger RNA of Auanema sp. JU1783, 5148 nucleotides long. The record is from the annotation of a GenBank genome assembly. NCBI's taxonomy places the organism in Eukaryota, Metazoa, Nematoda, Chromadorea, Rhabditida, Rhabditidae.
AUGUCUGCGAACGAAGGCGGACACCAAGACAACACAAAUGCUGGUACAACUCCAACGUUAAAUACUCUUCUUAGCAGCAAACCAGCUAGUGGUGGAGAUAUUGCUUCCCCUUCACAUCCUAGUCAGGAUGGUAUGCACAAUGGAUCAACGCCAAAAGUACAUCCACAAGUUGCUGGGGUUCAGAAUCAGGAAUGGCAGCAACCUCGAUCGCCGUCACAAGCAGGUGGUGACGUAUCCCAACAAACACAAGGCAUGCCUCCACAACCUCCGCCACAAGGAUAUCAGCCGCCUCAGGGAUAUCCUCCACAUCCUUACAUGGUACAACGACCUGGUGUGCAUCCGGGGUAUCCUGGGUAUCCCUCAGGAUAUCAUGCACCUCCUCCACAAGGUUAUAGCACAUACCCUCCACAAAUGAUGAGACCUGGAGGCCCACCACAACAAAAUGAUUUUGUAAGAAUGCCACCAGGACCCAGUCCUAUGGACUGGUCAGCACAACAAAAGAAAAUGAUGGAAACUCCUACUAAUGCUUCUACACCUGCAUCAAAUAUGCCUGCUCCCAGUCCCGCUCCAUCUUCCAUAGCAGACGAAAGUAUGGACGAGAAAUCAAGAAUGGAAUCACCGUCAUGGCAAAAUCACUCACAGCAGCAAAGGCCGAUGCAAGGUCCUCCAUCCGGACCACCACAGCCAAUGCCGGGUGGGAUGCAUCAAGGUAUGAUGCCACCUGGUCAUCCUGGUAUGCCUCCACAACAUCCAAACAUGCAUCCAGGAAUGAUGCAGCCACCAGUAAUGUCACCGGCAGUUAUGCAAAGAAAGGACAGUAUUGUAGAUAAAUUGGUUGGUCCAGCAACUGCGGCUAACCCGCCAAGAGUUAUGCCUGAACGACGUGCGUUCUUUGAAAGAUUAGUAGCUUUUUGCGAACAGCACUGUGAACCUAUCACAAUGGUGCCUCAGGUGUCCAAGCAAAAUGUAGAUCUUCAUCGUUUAUAUAUUGCCGUUAGAAAUCGAGGAGGAUUCGAACAAGUUACAAAAGAAAAAGCUUGGAAAAAUGUUUGUGCUGAAGCAAAUCCUGAGAUUUCUGAAUCAUCAGCUGCUGGCUAUCAAUUAAGGAAACAUUAUCAAAAAUAUCUGCUCUUGUUGGAAUGUGUAGAAACGGGAAAGAAUGCUGAUGAAGCUGUAGCAUUCGCGGACAAAUUAAAAAGGCAAAGAAGGAAAGAACCUGCUGCUGCUUCUCAAACACCUACCUUCGGAGGCUUUUUCAACAUUUCGCAAUCAGGUGCUAACGAAAAUGCUGGCAGCUCUGCUGCUGGCUCCGUGUCUCCGUAUGCUCAAUCCACUCAGCAGCCAAAUAGUGGCAAUAGCACUACGGCCGCCACUGGCCCACCACCUCCUAUGUGGUAUCAUCAACCAUACUCGAAUACUAGCUAUAUCCCCAAUCCUUAUAAUUUGCCGCCCAACGUGCAAAAUUAUAACCCCUCUGGGUAUUCUAACAUAGGCCAAUCAUAUCAAACAAAUAUGCUACAACAUCAUUACGCGCAAAGAGAAGCAUACCUGUUAUCUAGGGGUUUUAUACCUUCAGCUACAGACUGGAGAAAUUAUGGUACCGUUCCGUCAAAAAAAAAAGAAUACAACACACAUAAAGUUGCUGUUUCAUAUGCUCAAUUCUUCUUUUCAGGCGGACAGCCCGGUCAAGCUGGCCCCCCACCAAAUGCUCAACCUCACCCAGGAGGCCCACCUCAGGGAAGUAUGCCGCAACCCGGCGCUUACCCACCUCCUCCUGGUCACCCUGGAAUGGAAUCUCAUCCUUAUUAUCAUCAGCCUGGUUAUGGGCCCCCUCCAGGUUAUCCUGGAGCCCCACCACCAGGACACUAUCCCGGUGCUCCUUAUCAAAGAAUGCCUCCUGGUGUGACUCCAAUGAGAGCCCCACAUCCUCAACAACAUAUGGGUCCCCCUAUGCAAGCUCAACAGCAACUACCUCAACAGCCCCCCUUACAAGCCCCUCCUCCCGCCCAAUCUACCCCAUCAUCUGAAGCAGAACAGCAGCAACAAAGUUUGCAAGUUCCUGCCCAAUGUAGUCAGCCUGCAACACCUAGUAGUCAUGCAGGCCCUUCAUCGGUGCAACCAGCUACUCCCCAAGCGGCUCAACCGGAUAAUGCUGGAAGCCAGAACGGCAGUAGAGCUCCAAGCGCUGGUCCACCACCAAGUGCGGCAACUCCUGAUAGUUCUUCCAGGAUGAGCGCGGGUGGUGAAGGGACAGAACAACCUGAAGCUGCUCAACCUUCUGGGGGAUCAGGAAAUGCAACCCCUAUUCCUCCUGCUCACACUACUCAACCUUCCACUAGUUCAUCAGCGGCUCCUGCUGUAUCUUCAUCUGCUCCUCCUCAACCUGCUCAAUCUCACCCAUCACCUAAUCCUGCGAGCAUGAUGCAGCCAGCUGCUUCUGGAACUCCUGGUGGACCUCCAGGAGGUCCUCAUGGCCAAUACUAUGGACAACCUCCACCAAUGUAUCCAAGCGGUGGUCCUCCAAGACCUGGAGUGCCGCCUGGUUACCCUGGUUAUCCGGGAAAUCCACCAUAUCACCCAGGUCAUCCUGGUGGACAUUAUAACUCUCACCCUGCUGCCCAUCCAUCGCAUCCACAUCACCAACAGUAUAUGCAACAGCAACAACAGAUGUGGCAACAACGCUAUCCCAAUCAGCCUCCUCCCGGGUCGAAUACUCAGCCAAUGCAAAGAGGUUUCGGAUAUCCUCGAAUGCCGCAGCCAAGUGCUCCUUCCCCUGGUGGCCAGAAAAUGAGGCAUCCUCAACAACCAAUGCCUAAUCCUGCAACACCAAGCGCACCUGCUCCUCCAGCAGUACACGCUGCUUCUCCCGCUCCAUCGCAUCGACCUGGCCCACCUGGACCUCCAGGAUAUCCACAAACUGGUCUCCCAGUGCAACCAGCACCUUCGUCCUCACAACUUCACACAUUUCCCCCAGGGAGUAUUGAAGCAACAACAAUUUGCCAAAAACGACGAAGGAAGAUAUUAGCGAGAGAACUAAUUAACGCUACACCUAAGAGAUUAGUUAUGGCUUUAAGAAGUGGACUUGAGACCGAAGCUAUUUGGGCUAUUAACGCAUUAAACGUUUUAUUGUAUGACGAUUCUAAUCCCCAUCCAACCCUUGCUCAAAUGCCAUCUAUUCUUAACGUGAUUAUUGAACAUUUUUGGGCAACGUUAUCUUUGUUAUAUCCUGACACUUUCCCGCUAUCGGAACCUAACCGGAAACAAGUUUUCGCUGAUGGAAUCCUAUCAGAAGAUAUGAAAACUAUUAUUGCCUCUUCCACACGAACAGAUGUGAAGCAUCUUGUCAAUGUAAAGAACGCUGAUAAGAAAAUUAACUAUACUAAGCAAACCCGUAAUGGUCGCAAAGUCCAAGUGAAAGAAACUGAGAUGCCAGAAUCCUUGAAACGAAGAAUAAUGUUGGAGGAGAGUACAAGUGUAGACGUCGACGAAUCUCUCACCACAACCUAUGUAGAAGAACGAUCGAAAAUUGGAUUAGGCGGUGGAUUAGCUGAACGAAUUGCUGCUCGGCUUAGGUCUGAGUGGGAAGCCUCUCAAGCUGAACCCAGCCCAAGAUUCUCGUUAUAUCCACGAAACAAAGAAAGUACUGAUGCCGUGGUACCGAACGACGUUAGCAUCAAACAAGAAGUCCCUGAUGACGAUGAAGAAGUCCCUGAAAUCCUUUUAUUGCGGAGGUCCAAAAAGAUUGAACUAUCUGAUAUCCCUAUUGAAUUUGAACUAAGAUGGCCACGCCAUAGUGCUUUGAGCGAUCGGGACGAUUUCUUCUACAGACUGGCGAUGCGAGCUUUGGCUCUCUCUAAUAUCAUCAGAGGAUUCUCCUUCAUCACUGGAAAUGAGAAUGUAUUAUGCAAGCACAACGGAGUUCUGUUUAUGAUCGGACGUUUCCUUUCACUGAAAGCACAAGAAGUGAGAGUCAGCAGGAUUAAGCCAACUAAAACCGAAGCGGAAGCCCCUCUGCCUGAACGCGAGUCAUUUGAAGUUUCACGGGCGAAGUCAAUUGCUGUUCUGGAAAACGAUGACAAUAGGGAACUUUUAUUGGUAGAGACUGCUCAACAACUUAGAGAUGAUGCCUUUGUUAUGUUAUGUCAUAUGAGUGCUACGCUGGAUCUUUUUGACGUUGAUGAUUCAUUAUCCUAUCCAAUUUAUGAUGGAUUAUUACGAUGGAGUGUGUCUAGUGUUCCGGAAGCCAUUGAUCCUAUUCCACCUGCUGCAACUUCUGUCAGGAACUAUUGCUUAGAAAUCAUCUGUAAGAUGUCCGUUCUCGAGAGAAAUGUUGACAUGCUGACUGUUACUGGUCCAUUUCCAAGGCUAGAGAAAUUUGCCCAUGUUUUAACGAAGCUAAUCAACUUGUCUGAAGAAGCUCAUAACAGAGAGUUCGCAAUUGUUAUUCUAAAUGCUUUGUGCAAUGCAUCUGAAGCUAUUUGUUUCGUCACAGCUCAUCAGACCCAAGUUAUAUCGCAUUUGAUUGGCUUCAUCGAGCAUGCAGACCAGACGAUGCAUCAAGUCAUGCAAAAUCAUGGAAUUGCUGCUCUUAGGGAAAAUCCUGAACUCAUGGGUACUUCUGUGGGCAUGUUGAGAAGAGCUGCUACCAUCCUUCGCAACCUCAUCAAAGUCCCAGAAGCUUAUAAGUAUUAUUUGAAACAUCAACAAAAACUGCUGCAAUUCACAAUGAGUCAACUGAUGGAUUCUCGUGUCGCUGGAAUGUUCGCUGAUAUUCUUUAUGAAAUUCAAGGAGCACUCAGCAAGAUCGAUGUUGCACGUAAACCCGUCUCCUCUUCUAAAACCGAAGAAAAAGAUUGCAAAAAGGUCUCUGUGAAAGCUGAGCCUGAAGAGGAAGUGAGUGAUGUGUCUGCCGACAACGCUGAUUCUGGAAAUGAAAAACCAGCAAUCAACGGCGAUACUCACGUAGUUCCAGUUGCUCAGGUGGCGAAGGGUGGAAAACGAGGAACAAGUAGAGAUGAAAGUCCACCCUCCAAACGAAGUUGUCUCGAAAACGGUUUUGGCGACAAAAAAAACGGCAUAAUCGAGAAGAGUACACUUCAAAUAAAGGAGACCAGAUCCGAUAACGGAUCAAUGGCAGUUGUUGCUUGA